AUGUCUGAACGGAGUAAACGAAGUCAGUCGCCAGAGAUCAUCGAUCAUGAACUGUUCAUGGACAAGUCGUUGUCAAACCAACUGUCACCAGCAUCAUCCACGAGCUCCUUUCAUGAGUACAGUCAUCUUUGGAAUGAUAACACAAUGGAUGACCUGGAUCUAUCCGAUAUGUCUUCACCAGAAAAUUCUUCGGAUAUAAGGAGUGCGUUUGCUAAAAUUAUCUCAGAAAUUCAGCAAGAUCGGAUUAUCAGUCGCAGCCCUGUUUUGGCACGGAAGCUGGGCAACAAAACUAGAAAGCAACCGCCGACUUCAUUGGGAAGUACAAAAUCAAAACCCGAACAUCAGAAUUUGACACUAAGUCCCCUAGCUCCAUCCGCGAUUGAAAAUGGCAAGGAAGGUGAAUCAUCAGCGAAACCGAGGAAAGUCAGCCCAGCUCGCCCAUUGGGCUCAAGUUUUUACGUCACGAAUGACCUUCGUGUUAGAACUGGAACACAUUCAGAAACGUAUGCAAAUGGAGCAUCUGAAAGCUGGUGUAUGCCAGGAAGCCCAAUAGAGAAGGAGCCAGGAGUGAUGGUGGAGUUUACGGGGGACGGAGGAUUGGACACUACCUCUGAUGAUUCAGAACAGCUGGGCGGUGAAGUCACUUCUCCCAUGUCCAAGGCCGCCAACAGACACUCGAAGCAAGAGAGGGAGGGCAUAUUGGCGGAUGAUGGCAGCCAAUCGGACGAGGACGUUGAAAGUAGCAGACAGUCUCUCACUACUCGAGAAAAACUCUUCGGCUUUGGAGGGAGAAAGAAAUUAUCAACCCCUUCUAUGGAGCGGCGACGAAUGCAACCGGGUUUGGGUGUACGGAGAGUCGAAACCAUGAUUGGUAGCAUCGGAGGUCUGAAGCGAAAUGGGACAAUCAAGAGAAAAAAAAGUGAACCAGAUAUGGGGUCAGUGGUGGCUAGCAGUGAAAACAGCGGCGGGGCGGCUGAGAAAAGUUCCUUGGCGGGCCCUAAAUUAAUUGUGUCUGAACCUGCACCCAUGGACCUACUCUCAAGUGAGGACAAACUGCUGAUCAAGAGAAAAAAUAUUGUGAUGGAACUAUACACGAGUGAAGAGAGCUACACUGAGCACCUGAACAGGCUAAACGUGAUCAGGGACGAAAUUGAUGGGAUGAAGCGGAAGGAAGAGUGUCACAGUGUGUUGCGAAGAGUGGUGGACAAGGCACUUCAGGUGCACUAUGCUCACACGACUGUGACUAGACUGAAGAACAGUUUGGACAGGAGAGUGCUAGAGUAUGACAAACAACAGCAGAUAUCCCCACCCAUUGAGGCAUCGUUCGGACAUUCGGCCAUGAAGGAGGCGUACACACGGUUUAUCCUUGAACACUCCAAAUCCCAACUGGUGCUGAAGAAUGCGCGAAAUCAGAAUCAGUCGUUCGACCAGAUGCUGAUCCGUUUUGAGGACAGAUAUCCUGACAAACUGAACAUAGAAGCCCUGCUGAUGAAACCAGUGCAGAAAUUGCCACAGCUUAUUCUCAUUUUACAGCGACUGCUGUCAUCUUGUGACACUAAGCACCCAGACAGACAAGGGUUGCAGAGGGCGGUGAUGGCAGUGGAACAACUGGCCCAUGACUUGAAUGACAUGAAAGGCCAGCAGGACCUGACCAGACAUGUGGAACAGCUGAGAGAUUUAUUCGCCAAGAGCCACAAGACCGGAACUGUGGAUCUACUUAUUCCCAAAGAACAGAUUGGACUGUGUGCGAGGAGAGAUGAGGUGAAAAUCAUGAUGCUGACACCCUUCUAUGGUGUCUCUUACAUUGACGGAAUAGUGCUUCUCUUCCCCGGCAGAAUCCUGCUCUUCGCCAAGUCCAAGGGUGAGUUGCGAGGCGAGCGUUUGAUGUGUCUUUUGAGUGGAGACAUAGGGCGGGUGCAGUGUAUUGGCCACGAGAUCUUCUUCAAGAUGCAGAUGUGUGACAGUGUCGAUCAGGACUUGGUGGAUGAUUGGAACGGAGUGAACGACGACGAGGGCAGGUUGAAUAUCUUGAAGGCUGAAGUGGACAAACUUAACAGAGAGUACAAAGAUCUGAACAGUGGUCACGUGUCGUUGGCUCUAAAGGAAAACGAGGCAGUGAAGAAAGAUGUGUUGCAGAGCAUUAAGGUGGCCGGAUGUAUCGACGUCUUCUUUUCAGCCGAGCCAGACCGAAUUAUCGAGACAGAUCCUAUUCCGUCUCCCAACAAUGAGCAGAAAUCUGCUUCUGAAAUGCAUCUUUCCCAGUGGAAGUUAACCUUCUCUUCCAAAGAGGAAUCUGCGUCAUUCAACAUCACACUCAAAAUGCUGCAAAUGGCGACCCAAUGUUGGUUUGCGAAUAACUUAGCUGACACGUUGUCCAGUCCAGUUUCCGAUGACUCAACUGAUUCCAGGGGACGUAUGAGUCUAGAACAGACAAUGGGAAUUAAUGGAAGCUUGCCACGAAAGAACUCGCCAUCGAAUCCGAUCACUCCACCAAUGGGUAGAAUGCGCAGUCCGUUACCGAACAGGAAGCCUGCUGGUUCGACAGUUGUGAAGAAAGAUUCGAUCACUUCAACCGGAAGCGGCAUCAUCGACUGCAUGUUGGGAUCCCUGGUGGGAUGUUGGAUCAAGACGAACAGUGACAAAAGUAGCGUAGAAAAGUAUCUCUCGCAGCCGAUGUUGCACUCGAUUACUAAAGUGAACUCUGAUGCUAAGCGAGAACUCCUUUCACAGAGCACGCAGGACUUCUUUGAAGGCGACGAAGUAGAGUUGGUAUGUGCACUUCCGCUCUCAAAUGCUCCGAAUAUCUGCCCGUUGGCACUGGAACCGAAACAGACAUUCAACUUUGACGAAAAGACACACCCGGAGGUGUUGUUGUGCUACGGGGCCGUCUGGCUAAUCCACUCGUCCUCCACUGCAUAUCGCAUCUCAGUUUACUCCCUCUGUGAGUCAGGGGCCAUCCACUCCCUCACCAAUGGCAGGAAAAUGACAGGAGGAAAGCAGCAGGCCUUCUGUGCAGUCGCUGUACCAGGUCUGGAUGUGGAUGACAGUUUUGUCCAGUGGAUGAGCAACCAGCAGAACACUGAUGUGAACUCACGUGGUGGGGGAAUUAACAAAGACACUGAGGAGCCAGCUCAGAGACCCAAAGUGCUCAGCCAGCAGAGUGUCUGGAUCGGUACUGACAGCGGAGUGGUUGUGUACCGGGUGUCGAGUAAGACUGGAAUUGGAAGCAGAGUGUUCACACUUCCCACUGACGUGGAGGUGAAGAGCAUCGCAUAUGCCAAUGGUAACGUGGUAGCCGGACUGGAGAACGGACUCAUCAAUGUAUACACAAGGAGCUACGCAGAAAGCAGUUACGGCGUGUGGAACAGAACGGCAGUCGUCAUAGACAUGAACGAGAGUCUUUCGCGGCAACAGAUCCGAGGUGCCAAUGACGACGACGGCUCGGACUCGGAGGACUCAAGUCAAGGCUCUAAGGGGGGUUCGGACGAUGAUCACGAGGAAGAGGACUUGGGAAGAAUACCCCAGGGUCCAGUGACAUGCAUCAUUCUUCCCUUCAAUGACUGUCUCAAGUCAGUGGCGGAUGCGGCCCAAGUGGUGGACGUGGCAUGGUGUUCGAUUGCUCACCAGAUAUUCAUCAUCAGUAUCAUCAGUCGAAAAAUUCUGUACAAGAUAGAGUUGCCGCUUUUGCAGACAGUUGAGUUUAUGGCUUCAAUCGGAGUGAGUGUGUUCGUGUGUUGCAAGCAGAACAGGACAGUCCAGAUGUUCCACGCAGAGACAUACGAACAGCUGUCAAUCAUAUCUCUGGACAAGUCAAUCAUGGCCUUCGCCAAACACAUUGGUCUGCCCGAUGAUGGCGCACCCGCCUCUCCGUAUUCAUCCAAGGAUCCUAGAGCGAGAGUGAAGAUGCAGGAACAGCAAGUCAAAGGUCGUAGAUCAUUUCGGCGGGACAGCAACUACCUGAGUGGUAUGCACCCCUCUGCCAUGGCAAUCCACUCUGGCAGUCUGUGGGUGGGCACAUCAGGGGGACACCUCGUCAGAUUCGAGACCUCUAAAAUAGGUCUUAUUCCGGCUAUCAGAGAGCCGAAGGUCUGUGCGUACUACUUCGGAGAGAAGCCAGUCAAGAGCAUCAUAUUCACUGGCAAGAAGUACCAAGCGGCUCACCAGAAAGUGAUCAUGAGUGGCUUGGGUGGAGGCAAGAACAGCCAGGGAGCAAAUUUCGAGAGAAAGAGCGGGUUGAAUAAUCGAAAACUGAGUACGGACCUCAAAGAUACACGUUCUAUGUCUUCAAGUACUAUGUGGCUAAACGAGCCGAAAGAUGACGUAUCUGGGCUAGAUGCCAGUUUGGCCCCUUCAUUGGGAGACGUCCGGAGAGACCGAGCACCUGCGUUGAACGUUGACCAGGAUGAAUUUGGAAGAUCGACGAGUGCUUCUCUACGUAUAGACGAAGGAUACCAGAUGGAAGCGGCCUUCCCAAUGCUCACAGCCAAACAGGACAAGUCGGUCUCCUCAAACGUCGUCCUCCCGACCUACGUCAUGGCUCUGGGCGAGAAUCUCUGUCUGGCAUCGGGAGGGUCAGGGGGUCCACAUCACAGCACUCCUCUGGAUUCGGGAGUCAGCAUGCUCACCUUCCAGAUACUGUAGAUCUCCAAAAACUGAACCGGAUUCAAUAUCUUCAAAGCAUCUAAAUUAUCAAACUCAUUCUGUCGCUUCUAUAUUUUGCUUUCUGCUGAAAUGAAAAGGACUUAAAUUGUGACUGGAUACUUCCUGGUCAAAAUUCUAUAUUUUAAAAUCAUAUGUUUAAUUUGGAUCGUUAUAAUCGUAGCUUAACAAACUUUUUAUUUGAUCAAUGAUGGACAGUUACGGUUCUUGCAGUUAUUUUAUUAGCUUUUUAAUUUAUUAUCAUCAAAGUUCA
This is a messenger RNA of Symsagittifera roscoffensis, 4912 nucleotides long. RefSeq lists its product as uncharacterized. Gene Ontology annotation, biological process: actin cytoskeleton organization. The coding region runs from base 1 to 4641 and encodes 1546 amino acids. Gene Ontology annotation, molecular function: guanyl-nucleotide exchange factor activity. NCBI's taxonomy places the organism in Eukaryota, Metazoa, Xenacoelomorpha, Acoela, Convolutidae. The transcript is spliced from 25 exons. The record is from RefSeq and is a predicted model, not a curated record.